This is a messenger RNA of Colletotrichum graminicola M1.001, 1521 nucleotides long. RefSeq names its product oxalate decarboxylase family bicupin. The transcript has 5 exons. The coding region runs from base 1 to 1521 and encodes 506 amino acids. The record is from RefSeq and is a predicted model, not a curated record. Gene Ontology annotation, biological process: oxalate metabolic process. NCBI's taxonomy places the organism in Eukaryota, Fungi, Ascomycota, Sordariomycetes, Glomerellales, Glomerellaceae.
AUGAUCUUUAUACCAAAGCACGGCAUCUUCCUCGUCGGCCUGCUUGGAGCUUUGCCCAAGGGAAGUGCUAUUCCUGCUCCGCAAAUGGGAGACUAUGGCGAGAAUAAGGGGCCCGUUGGAGGUGUCAGCCCACCCAUUUCAUCCGUGACCGCUCCCACCGGCAGCCUUAGAGGAGAUGCUUCGCUUCUUGGGGGUAACGCUCCGCUUCCCGACCCCGACAAGUCCGAUUCCGCCGUUGUCAACGACGUUCAGCUUGUCCCUGGCCAGAAAGCUGAUGGUAAACUCGGACUUUACCUCAACUUUGACGGCGUUGAUGUUCCCCAGCCCAUCCGCGGAGAGCUGGGCUCACCGGAUCCAGGUCCAAGAACCUAUGCGUACGAGAAGCUAAACCCCGAUAUCUUCGCCCCGCCAGGCACCGAUAAAGGCGAUGUAGAGAACGCGAUGUGGCCCCUAGGACUUUCACACAAUCGUCUUGGGAGCCAACCAGGGGCCGGCUGGGCCCGCCAACAGAACACCGACGUGCUUCCCAUUGCCUCGCGCAUGGCCGGAGUCGAUAUGAGGUUGCAGCCCAACGCCUACCGCGAAUUGCACUGGCAUAGGUCAGCCGAGUGGGCACUCAUGCUCAAGGGUACUUGUCGUAUUGCCGCGAUGAAUGAGGACGGUAAAAGCUUUGUAGACGAUAUAACCGCUGGUGACGUUUGGUUCUUCCCCAAGGGUGUUCCUCACAGCAUCCAGGCAUUUGACCAGGGCGCCGAAUUUCUUCUUGUUUUUGAUGAUGGAGGAUUCAGCGAGGAGGAUACCUUCCUUGCCUCUGAGCUUUUCCUCCGAAAUCCUCUGUCGGUGCUUUCGAAGAAUUUCAAAGCAGAUAUAUCUGCAUUUGAUAAAAUACCAAAAGACCAGCUCUAUAUCUUCAACGGCACACCCCCACCCAAGGAUAUCCAAGAACAGAACCAAACCUCUUCGGCUGGGUCUCUGGUCGGCGCAGACUCCUACACCUAUCACUGGUCACAACAAAAGCCGUAUCAGGUCCCUGGAGGCUCCGUCAAAAUCCUUGACCCUCAGACAUUCCCCAUCGCCAGUAACUUCUCCUCCGCCCUUGUGGUCGUCCAACCGGGAGCCAUGCGUGAGAUCCACUGGCACACCACCAGCGACGAGUGGAACUACUUCCUCCAGGGUUCCGGGCGCAUAACAAUCUUUGAAGCUCCCGAAGCCUCUCGCACCUUUGACUUCACGGCUGGCGACAUAGGCUACAUCAGGGUCGGCGACAGUCAUUACAUCGAAAACACCGGCACCGAGGACGUCAUCUUUCUCGAGGUCCUCCAGGCUCCGAGAUUCUCAGACAUUAGCGUUGCUCAGUGGUUGGCUCUCACUCCCAAACAGGUCGUCAAAGAUACUCUCAACCUCCCGGAUGAUGUGAUUGAUGCUCUGCCUCGCGAGAAGGAGUUUAUCAAGGUUGGGAACCCUAACAUGACAGCGCUGGCAUCCGGCGGGAAAAAUUUCAAGAGACGCUUCCAGGCUUGA